This is a messenger RNA of Podospora pseudocomata, 186 nucleotides long. RefSeq lists its product as uncharacterized. The transcript is spliced from 2 exons. Bases 1 to 186 code for a protein of 61 amino acids. The record is from RefSeq and is a predicted model, not a curated record. Lineage: Eukaryota; Fungi; Ascomycota; Sordariomycetes; Sordariales; Podosporaceae.
AUGGUCAAAUACUUCCGUAUCUUGAUCAAAGACGCCUCGAAAAAGAUCAGACGACAAGAGGACGGGAGGAACCACCCGCAGCCAUUCGCAUAUAGGACCAACAGACGCGACCGCGAUGAGUUCUCCAAGCUGGCGAUCAACUCCACAACAUAUGGCGGCGGGGAAAAUCCUGCCUACAGACGCUGA